GGAGCCUGAAGGGGAAUAGAGGGAGAGAGAUUGUGGCUGAAGCAACCAAUGGCAUGAAGGAAGGCAUCGAGCCAUUAGGGGUGGGGGAACUUAGAAAGAAUGGACUUGAUGGGGCUUUGCAAGGGAAGAAGAUGGAAGUGUGGGACUCUAGAAGGGACCCAGAAAAGUGGGUUUCAGUAUUAUUGACAGGUGCCCCCAAAGUGGGGCUACACAGAAGGAAGGAGAUGCCAUCUGCCAGGCCUUUCGAGGGGAAGAAUGAGGGGCGGAGAGAGCAGGCCUGGAGAAGGCAGGUUCUGAUGGAAAUUCUAGAGAAUCAAAGAAUGGAGAAUGAAGAAACCUUGUGGAGGAUUGCAGACUGGGUGCCUGGUGUAUGUCUCUAAGCAUGCUUAAGGAGAAAGAAUGAAGUGAUAAAAGAACUGCAAGAUCCCUGCCUUGCCGGGAUGGCAGCCCCGGCAUUCUGAGAUUCCCUGGCCCCGGGGAGUAUGGAGCUUUGCUUUUCUGAUUUACCAACUGCCUAAUCCAGCAUCCUACAAUUUGUCCAAUGAUCGGCAGAGUAACCCCAGCAAAGGAAGGCCACACAAGGGCAAAGGAGCUUCCGGUCAAAGCCUUGUGGGAGAGGCAAAUGUUAAUUGAGGCAUGAAAGAGCCCGCCAUGCUUUCUCCCCCCUCCCCCUCAGGGGGAUGAGAAUUCUGAAGUGGACAAGACCCUGCCAAGUUUGGGUCCCUGCUGGAAGAGGGGUGAUGGCAGCUAGAGAACUCGACCAUCACCGGACAGAUGCAAAGCCUGAGCUGGAGACUGGCCUGAGGCCCCCCCCUCUUCCCCUUGGAGGACCUCAGGCUGGCCCCACACACCCUCAGCUGCAACGCUCCCGCUCCCCACUGGGGGCACUAGUAACAGGCUUGGCUUUCAGUCUGUGUUGCUGACCAGAUUAAAAACAAGCCCCCGAACCCAUCUAUUUUUACCCACCCCAGUUUUCUCUGCUUAGCAUCUCAGCAGAAAGUCAUUUCCAGAACUGUGUGGGGAAGAAUUUCAGAAAUGGCAAAAGAUCGACAAAUGUCAUUCCAGACAGUGAACCUUUGGGUCCAAUAAAAUCUAUUGGAAAUUUGUGCCUUUUCAACUUCAAUCUGUAAAAGGCUCAUGGUAAAGGGAAACUCAGAGAUUUAAAACCAAAGUAUUUCUCAUAGCCAUUCUCUUUCUUUUUAGAUCCAUUUAUUUAAUUAACUUAAUUUCCUCCCACUCCCAUUUAAAAAGAAACACCAAACCCUUAUUGCUAAUAUCCAUAAUCCAGAAAACCAUUCUCAUGUUGUCUUCUGUCCAAAAAUGUCUACCGCAUUCAUCUUGGACCCAACAUCUCUCUGCAAUUUGGUGCAGAUAGAUUGUAUCCCUUCCCUGGGGGCCCGGUUAUAUAUCCGGGCCAGGCAAGAGAACACCUGCUGCUGCUUCUACCCCGAGCCCUCUGUCUAUACCAGUCAAAAACCUGGUGUGGUUCGGAUGCCUGGAAAGAGGGAGCUGCUCGUGCAGAGCGAAUGCCCACAAAGAUUUCUGUUCAGCUUUCUCUGACUUGCUGCCCUUUUGCCUUUUCCCCCACUCAGGAAAGCCAGAAAGGGUCUUUGUUCAUUUCCCCACUUUGGGUUAUCAGGACAGACCUUCAGGAUUCAUUACUUCUCAUGAACUUUCCAUGUUCUGCCCCUUCUUUUUAAUCUUCCCUUGUUGAUUUCCUCCUAGAGUAUGCUAAACUCUCCGCUAUCCUCAAGUUCCCAGCUGUUGCUGUGAAUGAUUUGCUUGGCAGAUAAUCUAAUCUACAGAAGAAGUCUAGAUCAUUAGAAGUGAUUGUCACCAUUCCCUCAAAAGCCAUCUCGGAAAAUUCAAUGAACAUGUGAUCUCACUGAUGUAUGAAAGCUCUCUCGGGGCAAGGCUCACAGAUCAUCAAAUAGGAUAAUUCUUGUUUGUCUUUAAUGAAUCUGCCGCCAAAAAGCCACCCAAUGUAAUGGAGACCUUCUUAUAGAGUAGAGAUCGGGGCACACUCAGUUUGUAUCAUUUAGCUUUCUUCCUCUCUGAUCAGCCCAUCACCUUUUCUGAGCACACGGUCCCCCUACAUCUUUUAAAGUCCAUUUUACUAAAGGACUAAGCAGACUUUUGCAGGUGAUAGCCUUUAAUAGACCAUAUCUUUAUAGAUACUGAAUUGAUUGAAAAUCGUCCAGAAUAUAAGAUCCCAUUAUGCUUUUAUGUUGCUUUUAAAAAGGCAUUUGAAUUGGCAAAGCAAACAGCACCUUAGGGAUUCUCAUCCAGUACGUCUCUCAUGUAUCUGCCAAAAUAAUAAAAGAUUUCUUAAAGAAAUAAUAGAUAAUUUGUUUAGAUCAGGAUAGUAUUAGUAUCAGAUGAGCCGGGAAACAGGGAGAUGUGUUUGUCAUCAUCAUGGAGGGGGUUCAACCCAAGAGUCCCAAUGAGAGGUGAGGGCCUUCAGUGUUUGUGGAUGGUGGUGUGCCGAUUGCAUCGAGCUCCCAAUCGUUUCAGAGUCUCCUGACAACUCAAGAAGAAACACUAAGUGGAUGAGUGAAUGGAAAACGCUGUUGUUCAUGCUGUAUUCCAUAGGUGGAUGGGCAACACACGGAGUUUCUACAUAAGAACGUAGGUCGAUAACAAAUACUGCCAGUGGACAAUGAGGUGGACCCAAGGUUAACCAGGGAAAGGAGGACUAGCUGGAUUGCCUCAGGAACACUGCAGUACUUUUGAUGAUGAGCUUUUUCCUCAAAGAAAGGCCUGCAACUGAGGAUGUCAGCAGUUGGAAGCAGUAAGGCUUCAGGUCAGAGAACAGGUCACCAGUUGAGGAUGACUCAGAGGGCAAAGAAAAGAUGCUAUGAGAAGGGGUGAGAAGAUCAGUCUGGCUGUCACAAUUUAACAGAGGGCAGCUAAAUGGCGCAAUGGAUAGAGCACCGGACCUGGAGUCAGGUGGACCCAUGUUCAAAUCGGACUUUAGAUACUUAACACUUCCUCGAUGUGUGCCCUGGCCAAGUCAUUUAACCCCAAUUGCCUUGCAAAAAACAAACAACCUUAAUAAAGAAGCAAAAGAAAAGAAAGCAAUGAGGAAAAUGUCCUUGCAGGAAGGUGGACCAUCCUCAGAAUGAGAGGAAAGAGCAAGCUUAAUGGAGAGCCCAGCCAAUUUGGGGAGCCCCAUGUGGAGAGCUCAUGGGAGGCCUGGGAUACCUGCAUUGCCCAGGAUGAGCAUGUGUAGAUGACUAAUGAUCUACCUGGCUGGUAUGGAUACGACUGAUUGUGUAUCCAUCAAACGAUGAGUUUUGUUUGACACAAACGGACGCUUCUCGGUAAACACUGAAACAACCGUCUCUAUGAAGUACACUCCCUAAUAAAAUAGCUUAUCAGUGUUCCCAGAAAGAAAGGAUGUGUCCUUUAACCUGGUUAGUAGAUGGUGAUAUAUAUUUGUGAUUUUCCUGUUAGAAUGUGAGCUCCCAGUGAGUAGGAAUUAUUUUCUUUUCUGUAUCUUGCAUGCAGCAGGUGCUUAAUAAAUGCUUUUGACUUGGUUGAAUGACACUCAGGUAUGGAGAUAGGCUUUCACGAGAACACUGUGAUCUUCACAGUCAAAUCACUGCUAAAAGGGUGUUAAGACCACGAGGCCUUGGUGUGUUGAUUGUUUGCCGACUAUUUUUAAAAGCACCUGGCUGGCAGAAUGCAGUCUGAGGAGUUUCCUCAGUGUGGGGGGUGGUAGCGGGCAAUCUCCUUCACCUUGAAACUUUGACAUUCUCCCGGUUCCUCCUAGCCAAGGUGAACCUCCCUUCUUAUACCCUCAGUCCCAUCCUCUCCAGGCUCCCUGGCCUCUGUUCUCUUUUAAGUCACUGGCACCUCCCCCCACAGCCUACAAAGGUGCCCGGAACUCUUCUGCUCAAGCUGCUGUCCUGUAUUCUCUCCUCCAGUCAGCCUUGUUGCUAAACUUCCUCUCCCACUCCCUUCUCUCCCCUUCGCAAUCUAGCUUCCUGUCCCUCCCGCUCUGCUGAGGCUCCCGAGGCCUCCAACAAUGUGGCUCCCCGGCCUUCUCUCUCUCUCUGUACCGCUCCUAGGUCGCUGAUGAAUUGACCCGAGCUCCAUUCAGAACAUUUUGCUCCCCACAGUCAUCCCUUUACCUCUCUCAGCACCCUCACCUCCUUUGAAACCCACUUGGUCAAAACUUUCUGCCCACUGUAAGUCGUGGCCAUUCUCCUUCCUUUCUCCAGAAGUUCCUGCCACCAUCUUUCUUCCCCAACUCUUGAUGUAGAUGCUCCAUUCCAGCCCUUUAUCUGGGUCAUUCCCUAGAGCUCACUAUUUGUCCAUGUGUUCCAUUUCCCUAAUUAAGAACUCAGGCGUGCCCUGACUGGAGCAUCCCAUCACUCCAACCCUCCCUUUGCCUCAUUCUCCCCAAACUAUUGUUUGCCUUUAAUGAUCCCCCUUCGACCCUUCUCUCCCUCAGUACUUUCUUAGGUCAUCACCCUAUGCAGACUUGCCUCCCUCCCCCCCAACCCUGGCAUGAUAAUUAGCCAUUUCAAUUCUAGACUGUUCUUUGCCUCCCUGCCUGGUCAUUCUUCUCUAACCAAACCCCAGCCUUGUAUUUCUCCCACUAUCGGCCUCCUCUAUUCCUAUAAACACAGAAGAAAUUCAUGCACCCAGACGUCAUCCUUUCCCCUACAUUCCCUCCCACUGUGUCUCGGCCCCUGCUCUGCUCUCCCCUUAGUGCAGGCUCUCAGCUCCUACUCCUGAACCAUGGUCCCGGCCUCCGCUGGGGUUUCCUCCUCCUGUUCUCCCUGAUCAGUAGGGUCUGGUGGCUUCAGAUCACCUCCAGGACCUUCCUGACUGGCUCCGACUUCUCCAGAUAUCUUACUCUUGCGACAACGUUAGUGGCCUCUUGCUGCUUUAUCUCCCCAUUUCCCUUGAUUGGCCUCCAUUCCUGCAGACUCCUCCUGCUCCCCCCCUCCUCCAGGCUCCCCUGUUUCCUUCUACUUUCUCUUCCAAUCUCAGCUUCUGCAAGAAUCCUUUCCAGUUCCUUGACUGGUGCCUUCUGUCCAAGGCUGAUUCCCUCAAAGUCUUGGAUCCGACCUAGUUGUUUGUAUAUGGUGUCCCCCUCUAGACUGAGAGCUUCCUGAGGGCAGGGACUCCUCCCUCUAUUCCCAAAUGUUUAAUAAACAUUCGACAGACUGAAUGACCAGAUGCCGGCAGUGACCCCGGCACCUUGGGUCCUGGCCAAUCAGCAGCCAAAGCCUUCCCUGGGCUCCGCAAUAUGAGAGCAGGGACUGAAGGGCUUUUCUCCGUCUCCCCAGAGCUUAGCACACUGGGCUUUGUACCCAGUAAAGGCUUUCUCGUUCUCAUUCAUAAACGAUUACCUGCACAUGAGCAUCUGACACCUUCCGCUCCACCUAGAGCAGCUGGGGCCAAGGCAGGGCUGGGAUUUAGCUUCUCCCCUCCAGGCUCAGCCGCCCUCAUGUUCAUUUUCUCACGAGAGCUCAAUGGCCAUUCACCCAACAGGGGAGGCAGCUGGGGGCAGCAGCAGAGAUGGCUGGAUGGGAGUUGGGAAGGUUUCAGCCACGAGGAAUUGAGAGUGCGACCAUUUGCCGCGGGACGUUGGGGGACUCGCAAAGAAGAUUCCUCCCAGUAUUUCGAGGAGCAGGACUGAAGGAGCACAAGUAGUGCAGCGGCGAACAACAGCUGCAGCUUCUGCCUUAGAGAUGCCACGCAGCCUCUGCAAUGAUGGCAGAUAAAUGAAAAGAGCAUGUGCCCGUGGGCAGCGGAAUCAGAGCAGAGGCCACACCAAGGGAAAAGGAGGGCAUCGGCUACCCCACUGCCCCCAAACACGGGACCGGCGUCAGUGUGAGACCUGACAUGCAGGAUGAGCAGGGCUGCGGCUCUGCUGGUCAGUGCUGUUCAGUGCAUCCUGAGGAGGAGCUCAGUGAUGGUGGGGCGCCUGUCACCUAGGCACGCAGGUGGUAGCUGCUAGACAUAAAGACUGCCCCCGAUGAUAUGAAUAGCCCAUUGAUACCGUUGCACAGCGUGCAUGAUGGCAUACAACCCAUUCUUCUGUGUGGAGCCAUAGGGAUGUCAAGAACAUGUGUCUGGAGUGUCCUCCCCGUAUGUUGUGGCCCUGUGACCUUUGGGAGCAUCGGUGAAAACACCGGGGCCUUGCACUGGCUCUGAGGAAAGACCCAGCGGGGACCCUUACUCUUCCUCUUUUGUACAACUGCCCAAGUGGCUGAGAAGUCCGCAGAGGUCCUGGGGGGCAGAACUGUAGCAGGACAGCCCACAUUACAUUAUCCUGGGCAAUAGCAGGCACCUGCUGAGCCAAUGGAGGGGGCGGCCCCGCAAUAAGUACGGCCCGAUGGCAACAUUGCCCAAGAGGGAACCAAGCCCCUCGGUCUAAUUGGUGAGGAUGCGUGAAGGUCUGGCAGGGUGCAAUGCUAUGGGGGCUCACUGUGGUGCAGGGCGGGGAGAAAGGGCUUGUCAACAAAUGCUGACGGCAUCAGGGGCUGUGAGGGAUCGAUUCUGGAGGCAGGACAAGCGCCCAGCAGGGGAAUGGAUUGUACAGACCUCGGGCGAGGUGAUGUCAGGGCAGAUGCCGUAAAAGGGGCGGAUAACAGAAGGGGGGAUGGGGGGGUGGAGCACAGCCACUGUAAGGUCCCCACCAGCUGUUGGAAGUCACGAAGAAUUUUAUAUUCAUCCUCGUCCACCUGAGGGUGUGCCUCGGACACAGGGAGGCCUUGAAGAACGUGCCGGAGGCUGAGUCUGUAUCUUAUGUGGCGCCACCACAAGGUGAUGUGUUGCACAACGUGCUGUAACCUCGCCUCUUCCUUAGUGGCCACCGGUAUGGCCUCCCUGUAGUGGAGAAUAGAAACAUCUGGUGUAGACUUCUGACGGUGCAAGAACUCUACAUACCACUGACAGAGGGUGGGACUGUUAGCCAUCCCUUGUGGUAAUUCCACUGCCACCUAGUGGCAGGAGCUUGUAAACUAGCAGCUGGGACAGAGAAGGCAAACUUCUCCCUGUCGGUAGGAUGUAAAGGAACAGAACAGAAGCGACCCUUUAGGUCAAUCACCACCAUAUGAUAUAGGACCAUGUUAGGAGAUGGGAGGCCUGGUUGUAGGGCACCAUGGGCUGCGUGGCGGCGUUCCCAGCUCUCAAAUUAACAUGCGCCAUGCUUUGUUCUUUUUCCUAAUGACAAAAACAGACGAGUUAUAAGCACUAAAGGAGGGCUCAGUAUGAUCCAGUUUUUUUUGUUCCAUAAUGAGGGAUCUCAAGGCAGUGAGUUUUUCAUCUGGGAGGGGCCACUGAUCCACCCAUACAGGAGGGUCAUGUUUCCAUCUUAAAGGUGGCACCUUCUCAUUGGCCCCGUUAGUUUUCCUCAGUGUCUAGUGUUAUCUGAAGGGUUUUCAGUGAGUUUCUUCCCCACAAGGAGGUUCUAAAUCCAGCGAUGACAAGAGGCCUAAAGAGCCUUCUGAUCUUCAAAUUUCCAAUGACAUUUCUUAAUAGACUGGGAAGCGUGCUGCCUGCCGCCCACCCCAUUAACUGUUACUCUUUGGGUUUGUAGCGGCCGUUCAGGAGGCCAAUCAAGUUUUGUUAUAAUGGAUAUUAUCAGCCCCUGUAUCAAUCAUUCCUUGAAAUGGCCUAUUUUCUAUAUACAUAGUACACAUGGGCCUUUUGUCCAAUCAUCUUGUGAGGGACGUAGAAGACCCUUACCCAAAAUGAUUACUCAGAGAUCACUCCGUAGAAGGCAGAAAAGUUGUUUAUUGAAAACCUCCGGAGGAUGAACCGUCCCAUCGCGAGAUAAGAAAGAGAAAGCUCGAAAGCUCGCAGGAGGAGGGCUAAAGAAGUAGGAAAGAUACAUAGCUUUUAUACAAGAGAUUACAUCCCAAGUAAGGGAGCAUUGAGAAGGGGAGGGGGAGGCAGCUAAUUGGUUGUUGCUAUUUGGGGACACUGGAAUGGAAGGUUUCUGUUUCCCCGAAAUCUCCUGAUUUCUGGGAAACAAAGUCAGGCCUUCAGACUUAAUCAAGCAGACAGUGGUCCAGCUAAUAGAAUAAAUAUCGAUAAAUGUCAUCAGCUCAGGUUAAGUAAAUAUGUUUCUAGCCGGCCAAGGCUCAAGUAGAUAGGAGCCUGCACAUAUUAUACAGGUCAGAGGGGAAACACAGAAAUAAUGAAAAUAAAAGACAGAAAAAGAAUUCAUACAUUCUUGUAAGUUCUUCACUUUAUCUCUCUAUUCCCCAUAAUCUGAAUAAAAUUCCCCUCACCAAAGGGAUAUAAUGGGAGUGCUUUGGCAAUUGGAUGAUCUCCCUUUAAGUUCCCAGGAUAUGGGUGAGGAUUGGUGACCAAGAUAAAUGGUUUCAUAUGUUUUAAUAUCAUCGUAUGUACAAUUCCAGGGGCAUAGUCUGAGAGUCCAAUCACUAAUCUAUCUCCACCCUUGGGUUGUUAUCUCAACAUGUACAGUAGGCCAUGGAGCAGUAUCAAAACCCUCAACUGCAUUCACCAAGUGCUGUCCAUAUUCCUCAUCGGGGCUUGAUAAUUCUCUUUGAAUCGUGUAGUUCCUCUCUGAGUAGGUCCCUGAUCUACUGGUUAUGCAUUUGAGGUCCCUGCUCCCGUUUUCCUGGAUUGCAAAAUUAUUUCUCAUCUUGGCCUUGCAAAAUUUAGCAAUGUGCCCUAUCUUGCCACAAACAGAGCAAACGGGCUUUCCGCCCCCUGGUGGCCGUGGACGGCAUUGGGCUUGGACGUGUCCUUUCCUGCCACAACUGUAACACUUCUUUCCUUCAUCCCUCCUGCUUAUUCCCCGUGUUAUUCCUUGAGUUAUAGCUGAGGCCAGUGCCUCUGCAUUAACAGCCUCAUCAUCUGCUUCAUAGCAUUUGUCUCUGAUUUCGGAGAUAGGAGCUUCUUUAGGAAGUCCACGCACUCUACGGCUGCACGCUUUAUUCAUUCCCUCUUUUAAGAGUUUCUCAAAAGAAGGUCAGAAGCGACACCUUCCUCUAUAAUUCUGUCAACCGCUGUUCUUAAUCGGGACGCAAUAGGUUCUCGGGGGUCCUGUUUUAUUGAAGUAAGAUAUUGCUGUACCAACCCCUCUAUAUCUAUUGUCUUCCGAGCCUGUGGAGCGCAGUGUGCAAUCGGUGGAAAUAAGUCACAUCGUAGAACGGCUGAGUUGUGGAACAGCGGCCAGUGCCGGUCAUUAUAAGCACAGACUCUUCUGGCUCCUGAGGAACACUGGCCACAGCAUAUUUCCGAGCUGCUUUAGUAAAUUCUGAUAGCCGUGAAACUGAUUGGCCAGGAGUAAAACAGGCAGAUGCCACGGAUUUCCAGUCACUCGGGGUGAGGGCAUGCGUACUUGCUAUCAGCUGGAACAUCUGUAUGGUCUAGGGAGCAUUGGGGCCAUAAUUAACACAAGCUUCUUUCACUUCCUUCAACAUUUGGAAUGGGAUUGGGCCAUACAUCUGGCCUCGGGGCCCCGUCAUCCUCCCCUGGGUAGGCCUGGAGGCCCCAAUCAGAAUCCCAUGGAAUCACAUCCUCCCCCUCCGAGGCUGCCUUUAUCAAAGCUUCCUGCCAAGGCCCGCGGGGGAGGCUCUUUCUGAGCUCCAUUGGGAAAGUAACAGGUCUUUGUAAUCUUUAGUCUCUUCUCUGGCUCAGCCUGUAGGUGGAGCUCUCGCACUUCCUGUUUUGUGUUUCUCCCCUAGCUCAGCCUCCAGAGGAGGUUCUGGCCCCUUUGCUUCUAAAGGCCUAAUCCCCUCAUUCACCUCCGGAUUUUUUCCGGGUUGAGGGGGAUGUGGGAGUAAAGGCCUGGGAGCUUGGGAGCCAGCCCUGGGCCCCUCACCAGAGGUGUCCGCCAGAGAAUCAGCCGUCGGCCUUUCUAACUUAUUUGCCUGAGCUGCCUGCACAACGAUACUCUAGGGCUCAGACACUUAGGCCCGGACCCAUAAUGCUUCUCUGCCUUCUCAUCUCUCAGAGUCUGGGGAACCUUCCCCUCCUGCCCCCGACGUUGGCGCUGCUGCAGCCCCCCCCCCCCCCCCAGGUUACUGAUUGCCAGCUUACCAACCCCUGGCCUUGGCCGUCCCGGGCCCUGCCACCUCUGCGCAGCGGUUCUUGUUCGGGGUGGGGGUGGGGGUGGGGGGGCCUGGACACAGCGGCUUGCAAGCACAAGUCUUUAUUCCAUGGGCUCACGCCCUGCACUCCCCCUGCCCUCCCUCCAGCCUCGACUGCUAACGACCUCCACCCACUUCCUGGUCCCCACUGCUACAUAGGGUCUGUGAGGUCACAGGCGCAGCCAAUAAGGGAAUUCUCAAUCCCACCAGAGCUCCCGCUCAAGAGGCGGUGCCUGCUGGCUGCAGAGAUUACUUCCGGUUGCCUCGGGCUUCAAGGUCUCAGUACUUCCUCUUUUGCUCUGGGAGGCUCCUCCCCUGACCCUUACAUUCCGCCUCCUUUCUUACCCAGCCACAAUCACAGAUUUAAGGCCUUAUCCUAUGCAGGCCCAGGCCUCCCACUGCGUCCGGAUCUGUUUCUGGCCCCUGGACCCUCUGGCUCUGCAGGGGAAAGUGAGGCCGGUGACCCCAGCCCUACCCCCUUGGGUCUGCUCCACCUGCUGGUGGCGGCCUCAGCUCCCUCGAGUCCUGGUCAUGGGAGGAAGGACCACCUGACCACGGCACCCCCCCUUCCCCCCACAGCUCUUCUGGGAAGCUUGGGCUUUCCACUCCCACAAGGCCACAUCACCUCAGGCAAAUCUUCCCGGGCUUCCCGGGCCCCCAAGGUCCCUCAGCCCCUCAGCAGGCUCCUGCAGGGCGGGCAUCGGGGGCCGGCCGGCAUCAGGGGCCAGCAGCCCGCUUCCAAUUCUCUGCUGCCAGGAAAAGGCCUGUGGGCAGCCCUGGGUGGACCGAGGGCAGGCUGGCCACGGCAAGCACAGCUUUUCCGGGCUGUGUCCCAGGGCUUGGUGCCCCCUCGCAGGCGGGGCUGCUGUUUUAGGCCGGAAAAUGCCACCGAAGCACAUAUGCGCACAUACUCGCAUUCCCCAUCUCCCUGCCCAGUGCUGCCCUGUCUACGUCGGGCCCUCCCAGCAGGGGGCGCUGCUGCUCCUCCCCACAGCUGUGGGGGUGGGCGGCUCUCCCCUUCUCUCCAAGGGGCCAGGACUUAUGGCUGA
Molecule: messenger RNA, 11137 nt
Organism: Antechinus flavipes (yellow-footed antechinus)
Lineage: Eukaryota; Metazoa; Chordata; Mammalia; Dasyuromorphia; Dasyuridae
Product: atrophin-1-like
Exons: 3
Coding region: 9926-11137 (403 amino acids)
Source: RefSeq, a predicted model, not a curated record